AUGAAAAAUGAAAAAUUAAAAGUAGAUAAUCAUAUUCAUAAUAACAUUCAAUUUAUUGAUUGUUUAGAAUUUUGGGUAUCAAAUGCAAAAUCAUUUAUAAAAUCAUUCCUCCAACCAAUGAACUUUGAAGUGAUUGGAACGAGAUUCAAUGAUGAACGUUCAAGAAUUCAAUAUCUUUUAUUAAAUAAUGUAAUAUCAAGAUCUAAUCUACAAAAUCAAUUUCAAAUUGAAAAUAAUUCAUAUAUAAAACCAAUACAAGGUAAUCAAUUUAUCAAAGUUACAAGUUCAAUAUCACCAAAUGAUUUAGAUUUUCAUUCAAAAAUUCAAAAACAUGGUGAUUUUAUUCAAAAUAUUAGUUUUUAUUGUAAUGAUAUAAAUUUAGCAUAUAAUAAAUCAAUUAAUAAUGGUGCAAAAUCUGUUCAAUUACCAAUGAAAGAAUAUUUUAAAAAUUGUAAAGAUAUUGUUGAAACUGCAAUAAUUGAAUCACCAUUCAAAGAUUUACAACAUACAUUUAUAAAUAGAAAUAUAACAAGUUUUGAUGAUAAUAACAAUAAUAAUUAUGAUAAUAAUAAAGAAAUAUUUGGAAAUCCAUUAUUUUUAUAUCCAGAAUUUCAAGAGAUAAAAGAUAAAGAAUUAUUUAAAAUUGAAAAAGAAGAUUCAUCAAGCAUUAAUGGUUGUACUGGAUCAUUGGAUCAUAUUGCUACAUGUAUAAAGAAUGGUGAAAUGAAUUAUUUCGUUGAAUGGUAUCGUAAAUGUUUAGGUUUUAAAUUAUUAUCAGAUAAAGAUAGUGUUGCAACAGAUGAGAGUGAAAAUUUUGAAAAUGAAUUAAUAUUGGAUAAAAACUUUUAUGUAAUUACUAAAUCUGAUUUUAAGUAUACAAAAAAGGAGAAUAUUGGUUUAAAGAUGGCAGUACUAUCAAAUCAACCUUUAAAUACAUCAUUUCAUAAAACACCACCUAUUCAAUUUGUAAUUUCUGAAGCAAUUCAAGGUGGUGAAGGUCAAAUUGAACAAUUUAUUCAUUAUUUCGGUGGUGAAGGUGUUCAACAUUUAGCUUUCAAUUCAAAUAAUAUCUUUAAGGCUGUUGAAAUUGCUAAAUCUCAAAAAUUGGAAUUCGUCUAUAUACCUCAAUCUUAUUAUUCAAAAUUGGAUGAACGUUUAAAACAUCUAUUUCCAAAUUCAAUUCCAAAAAUUUUAAAAGAAAAUUUAAUGAAAUUUGGAAUUUUAAUUGAUUCUGAUGCAAUUACAAAUACAAAUGAAAAUAAUAGUAAUAAUAAUAAUAAUAAUGAUUCUCAAAAUAAUACUGAAAUUAAUCAAAAUAUUGGUUAUAUUAAACAAAUUUUUACAAAAUAUAUAAAUGAUAGACCAACAAUGUUUUUUGAAUUAAUUGAAAGAUCAAAUGCGUUGGGUUUUGGAAAAGGAAAUAUUAUUGCGUUAUUUGAAUCUUUGGAAAAAGAAAGUAGUGGUUCUCAAUUAAAAAGUGAUUAA
Messenger RNA from Dictyostelium discoideum AX4, 1485 nucleotides. RefSeq names its product 4-hydroxyphenylpyruvate dioxygenase-like protein (gene hpdl-1). Gene Ontology annotation, molecular function: 4-hydroxyphenylpyruvate dioxygenase activity; oxidoreductase activity, acting on single donors with incorporation of molecular oxygen. The transcript is spliced from 3 exons. The record is from RefSeq and is a predicted model, not a curated record. NCBI's taxonomy places the organism in Eukaryota, Evosea, Eumycetozoa, Dictyosteliales, Dictyosteliaceae. Gene Ontology annotation, biological process: aromatic amino acid metabolic process. The coding region runs from base 1 to 1485 and encodes 494 amino acids.